Oryzias melastigma (Indian medaka) is the source of this 2019-nucleotide messenger RNA. It is a transcript of the gene rab6ba, whose product is annotated as RAB6B, member RAS oncogene family a. Bases 177 to 824 code for a protein of 215 amino acids. The record is from RefSeq and is a predicted model, not a curated record. Gene Ontology annotation, molecular function: GTPase activity; GTP binding. NCBI's taxonomy places the organism in Eukaryota, Metazoa, Chordata, Actinopteri, Beloniformes, Adrianichthyidae. The transcript has 8 exons.
CCGGCAGAGGGCGUGGUCUAGCUCGUCCCUGACGUCAGCUGCUGUGAGGCAGCAGAGCGAGCGUCCCCAUCACGAACAGCAGCCGUCGCCGCCCAUCCAACCGAGCAUCUCCCCCAGCGCGAGGACGCCACCGCCGCCAGCCUGUCCCACGGAGCCUGCAGCCCCUCCCGUCCAACAUGUCCAUCAGCAAUGACUUUGGAAACCCUCUGAGAAAGUUCAAACUCGUCUUCCUCGGGGAGCAGAGCGUUGGAAAGACGUCUCUGAUCACGAGGUUCAUGUAUGACAGCUUCGACAACACAUAUCAGGCCACAAUUGGAAUCGACUUUCUGUCAAAAACCAUGUAUCUGGAAGAUCGAACGCUGUCUCUCUCUGAACCCCAGGUGAGGUUACAGCUCUGGGACACAGCCGGACAGGAGCGCUUCAGGAGCCUCAUCCCCAGUUAUAUACGAGACUCCACUGUGGCUGUGGUGGUGUAUGACAUCACAAAUGUCAAUUCAUUCCAGCAGACGGCAAAGUGGAUCGAUGAUGUGAGAACCGAGAGAGGAAGUGAUGUCAUCAUCAUGCUUGUUGGCAAUAAAACAGACCUGGCAGACAAGAGACAAAUCACCAUCGAGGAGGGCGAGCAGAGGGCCAAAGAGCUGAGCGUCAUGUUCAUAGAGACCAGUGCCAAGACGGGGUACAACGUCAAACAGCUGUUCCGGCGUGUAGCGGCUGCUCUUCCAGGGAUGGAGAGUAUUCAAGAACCCAGCAAAGAGGGGAUGAUCGACAUCAAGUUGGACAAACCUCAGGAGCCGCAGACCACUGAAGGCGGCUGCUCCUGCUAAGGCGCCGCUCCUGGAAACCCGUUUACACCGCCUGCUUGUUGUUGCCCCCCAUCGGUUAACCUGUGUUUGACUUUGCACGUUGAGGUUCUGGCCUCGUCACCUGACCGCUGGUCGUUGGCUGGAAAGCAAUGUGUGAAACUUUGUCAAAGAAAUUGUCAAAUCAUAUCAGUUCAGAGAAACCAGAAAAACUUGUUCAAACUCCAGAGAAAAAUCUCUCUAAAUACACACUUCACUUAGAAUUCUCCUGUCCUUCCCAAACGCGUUUCCCCCUCAGAGAAGGCGGAGCAGCUCAGUGGGACGAGCAGGAGGGACGGCGCUGCAGUGGUGCUCAGACGACGCCUCAUCUCCAUCACAGCACCUCCUGCUUGUGGCCCCGCUGUCCUGCAGAUGCUGCAGGCCAGACUGAACCUCUGGAGGUGUGCAUGCACAGCCUGAGUCCACAGUGAUUUGAUGCACUGUUACUUUUCUCUGGAGUCUGUUGUGUUUGUGCGCUAUCAGCUCAGUGGGAGUUUUUGUCAUGUUUUAGAGCCCGAACCUCAGCUUCAUCUUUGACAGGUUUGCACAUGUUGACCUUUCUGGUUCUGGUGAGGUUAGAAGCUCACGAUGGUUAGCGAGCCCGCUGCAUCAUUCCUGUGAAGUUGUCUUUGCUCCUCAUGCUGGCGGUUCCUGCACACGUCUGAGUUUUCAGCGGACUGUCAAACACUAUGCUGGUUUGUCUUUGACGUGAAGUCUGUGCUGCACUUUUCAAGAUCCUGACUGACAAUGUCUGUGGAGAAGGUCAUGUCAGCUCCAGACGUCUGGACUGCUUCAGUCACAUGUAGUGAGGACUGGUGAACCCUCCUAACAACAUAACAAGCCAAACGACAAAAGCUGACGUGAAGCUGAAGCUUUGACUCACGUGACUCCAGGCUCAUGAGGAGACCACGCCCUCAGACGCCAUCUGGUGGUUUCUCCACUCAACCAACCAGAAACAUUUGUAUAUUAACACGCUGAGCUGCGGCAGAGUCCGGCUCUGUGUCCUGACGUUCCAUCUCAACAUUCCCUGGAAGAGGACCAAGUGAUUUCACCAACGUCUGUGCCGGUAGAGUCGGGGUGGAGGUGUUCUGCCACUGCUGUCCGAUCCAGGCCUCCAUUCACAAUGUACAGAGAUCCAGCAUGUCUCCGAGAGGAUUAAUAAAGAUGUCUUAUUACCAAA